Oppiella nova is the source of this 357-nucleotide messenger RNA. NCBI's taxonomy places the organism in Eukaryota, Metazoa, Arthropoda, Arachnida, Sarcoptiformes, Oppiidae. The record is from the annotation of a GenBank genome assembly.
AUGGAGGUGUCCAGGGUGAGAAUCGCGCUAAUAUGCCAGGCUAAAACAAGCUGGGUCGAAAAUCCUGGUCUACGUCAUCACAGGGAAGGCCAUACUUAUAGCGACCGAAAGACAUACAUUCACUUUGUCUAUAGAAUUCCCGAUCAAUUGGCAUUAAAACACCUUGAACCUGGCAAGCACCAAAUACCCUUUGAUUUUAAGCUGCCUGUUGAGGACAUUGCACCAUCGUACGAGAGUGACCACGGAUUGAUUGAAUACUAUUUGGAAGUAACUAUCGAUAAGACCACUGUGGACGAGGUGCAGACGGUUAGGACAGGGAUCACAGUAAAGGCUCCGAUGCGACACAAUUUGCACGUA